Messenger RNA from Halichondria panicea, 2553 nucleotides. RefSeq lists its product as uncharacterized. Gene Ontology annotation, biological process: signal transduction. The record is from RefSeq and is a predicted model, not a curated record. Gene Ontology annotation, molecular function: protein binding. The transcript has 5 exons. NCBI's taxonomy places the organism in Eukaryota, Metazoa, Porifera, Demospongiae, Suberitida, Halichondriidae. The coding region runs from base 69 to 2435 and encodes 788 amino acids.
GGUGGGGCUCUGUAUACUUACACUAGCUAUACCGGUAUAUACAGUGGAACAUCUUUUGAAGCUUUUCAAUGGCUAGUAGCUUACAAGGUCUGCUCAAGUCAACUCCUGUCCCUGGUCUGGAAGGUCGUGAAGCUUCAGCUUCAAACUGCCUUAACCAAAGUGACCUGAAACAAGUCUACACAGCCGUGUUUAAGGCUCGGGCAAAGUGGAGAAGGAUUGGCUUGCAAUUGGAGCUAGCUCACGGAGACCUCGAAGCUAUUGAUUCGCGUUAUCGGAACCCUGAGGAUCAACUUGAGCAAGUCUUGGCUAAAUGGUUGAACAGAGGUGAGGCCACAUGGAGGCAGCUGUCUGAAGCUCUGUACUCUGUGCCUGUUGGAGAAACUGCCUUGGCCAAACAAGUCAGAAUGGAACGUUGCCAACAAGAUGUGCCUGAUCUUGGUGUGACGAGUGAUGGUGCCCAACAAAUGGAGAGUGACAUUAGCUCUAUGGAAGAUGAGUACGCACUGUUAUCGUUGAAUAUAAGAAAGUCACUGAAAAGAAGAGAAAUCCGUCCACAAGAACUGUCUGCAUUUAUACUGAGUUUUCAGAGCAGACGUGGUUCAUUAAAAAGGAACGGAAGUCUCUUUAUUAGUAGCUGUCAACAGGAGCUGAAUACCGCUGAUACAAUAGAUGCUGUGUUUGUGAUUGUAUCACAAUUCUGGUCCUUCUUGGAUUACAACCUUCUUGAAAAAGUCGUUAAAGCAUUUGGAGACGAUAGUGACAAGGAGAAAUUUGCCGAUUAUAUUAAAGCCCUCCAAGAUUUCCUGUCUGACUGGAAAGUAGAGCCACACAAAAUUCAACGCAGUGAAUGUCCAACAACAGCAGUUAAAUUGUGUUUCAAGCUUGACGGUGAUUCUCUACCAUAUCGAGACAUUAGAGUCUCAAUUGCAAGAAUUUUUAAGGUUCAUGUAUCAAAUGUGCUGAUCGAAUCGAUUGAUAAUGGCUGUACAAAGCUGGUGUUCUUGUUGCCAAGAGAAGUUGUUGUACUCCCUCUCAAUGCAGAGCAAAGAAAAGAAAUAGCUGAACUCACUCCGUCUGUACUACACGUUCUGCUACUGGAUAGAUGUGAAGAGCACACUUUAUAUCAGAGUGAGAAGGCACUGGCCACAUCACCUGUUGAUCCCACACACGAGACCACUGGACAGUUAAAAAAACAACUGAAGAGCAAUGUGAGACAAGUAGAGAAUGUGAUGGGAUUUGACUGCGAGUUUCUCGAGCCUCCACCUGAAAUUCUCCAAAGUCGUUGUCCAAUUUGUCUCCAGAUUAUUCGAGAACCAUAUCAGGUUCCAUGUUGUGGAAAGAAGUAUUGCCAAUCGUGUAUCCAAACUGUCAAGAUCAAAAACAAGCCUUGUCCAACUUGCAACACAGAAGGUUUCUCCAAUUUCCCUGACACAGGACACAAGCAAUCGCUCUAUGGUUUGAAAGUUCGCUGUAGCCACCAGAAAGACGGGUGUGAGUGGACGGGGGAACUGAGACAGCUUGAUGAGCACCUCAACACAGAUCCACUGCCAGAGACACAACUCGAUGGAUGCCGCCUGACAAUCAUCAACUGUGACUUCCACCACGUAGGCUGUGCUGUGAAACUCCCUCGACAAGACAUGCCAGAACAUGUGAGAGCAAGUAUCCACCAUAUAUCACUAAUGGUUACUGAUCAUAUGACACUAGCCAGCGCAUAUUCAACACUGCAAAAUGCUCACACUAAUUUGGAAAAAGAUCACAAGAAAUUGGCUGCAAAUCAUAUAUUGCUAACGAAAAGCCAUGCAACAUUAGUUGAAGAACACGAAAGUUUAUCGAGUAGCAGCGUACAAACAUUGUGUAAAUACGAAGAGCUGAAGGACAAUUGCGCUAAAAUCAAAACAGACAAUCAGCAACUGAGAACCAAAAUAGAGGCUUUGGAAGGGCUCAUACGAUCUCCACUUGCCGAUCCUCCUAGGACGGAAACCAUACAUAUAGUGCCUUCAGAUGGUAUUGUUAUGAACAACUUCCAACAGCACAAGAGAGAUAACGAUCAGUGGUACUCCCCUCCAGUCUACACCCACCAUCAGGGCUACAAGAUCUGUCUCCUUGUGUUUGCUAACGGCUGGGGCGAUGGUAGAGGAACACACAUCUCUGUGUUAGUGUACUUCAUGAGAGGAGAGUUUGACGAUUCUCUGAAAUGGCCGUUUCGAGGCUCAAUAUCGAUACAAUUAGUAGACCAAAACGGACAGCCUAACAAUAUAGACACUAUUGUCUAUGACGACCGUGUGCCCAUAGAGCGCUGCAGUCGUGUGAUGUAUCGUGAACGAGCUAUUCACGGUUGGGGGAUUAGCAAGUUUUUCGCUCAUAAUAUGCUAAAGAAACCUCUUUUUAAUGAUAAUCAGUUGAUUUUUAUGAUUAGUGGAGAGGUCAGAGUGUGAACAGAACGUACACUGUAGUGCUAGGAUUACACCAUCGUUGUAAAUUAGGAAGUACGAACUGUCUCUCUAUAAUUAUAAUACAUGAACAAAAUUUUUCGUGAUAAUCAACGAGUUAAAA